AUGGAUUCGACAUACGAGACUAAAAAUCACAACGCGGAAGAUUCGGAAGCCUACAAAGAAAAUACACACACAAGUGGGCGUUAUAGUGUUGAACGACAUUAUAGAGAUCAAAGGAGCUACAGUAGAUCUCCCAGAAGGUCUAGGGACCGACGCAGACAUAGAACUCGUAGCACCAGUAGCAAAUAUAGAAACCGACAUCAUAGAUCCCACGGCAGAAGACGCUCUUACCGUAGAUCUUACAGUGAUGACUCUGAUGAUUCCAGAGAUAGACGUAGGCGUAAAAGUAGGCGGUAUUCCCGCAGUUCAUCCAGGGAAUAUAGACGCAGAGAUCGCAAGAGAUCCGUAGAUGAUAGCCAAUCAUCUGACAGGGGAGAUCGAUACUCCAGACAUAGGGACGUGGAAAAAAAAACUCGUGAACAAGAAAAUGUAGUGGAAGAUCCGGAGGUGGUACGCAGAAGAGAAUUAGAAUUGAAGAGGAGAAAGGAAAUUGAAGAAGCUCAGAGAGCCGACUUGACUGUGCUUGUAAUUAAUUUGAGUCUCAGUGCAGACGAAAGAGACAUAUACGAGCUUUUCAGUGAGCAUGCUGGAAAGGUCCGAGACAUUCAAUGCGUACGUGAUUUGAGGUCAGGGAAAUCAAAGGGUAUUGCCUAUGUCGAAUUUUAUACACAAGAAUCAGUUAUUAAAGCAUUGUCCAUGACAGGAUUAGAUUUAAAGGGUCAGAGAAUUAAAAUACAAUCUUCGCAGGCCGAAAAGAAUAGAGCUGCAAAGGCAGCUAAGAUGUUGCAGCAAACAGCUAUGGAUGCUAGUGAUUCUCCCUUCACCAUUUAUGUAGGCGGCUUGAUUGGUGCAUUAUCUGCCCUCAAUGAAGUAGAAUUGAAGCAGCUAUUUUCUCCCUUUGGCACGAUUAUAGAUGUCGAAAUAUUUAGGGAUCCAGAAACAGGAGAAUCAAAGGGAUAUGCAUUCCUCAAAUUUAGAAGGUCUUCUGAGGCUAAGGAAGCAAUGAAUACAAUGAAUGGAUUCGAUAUUGGAGGUCAACAAAUAAAGGUUGGAUAUGCAAAUUUGAAUACCACAGAUUCCAAGAGCCGAUUGUCAUCGCUUGGUGAUGUUGAUAUCGAACGUUUGGAUGACGAUGGCGGUGGUCUUAUCUCCGGUGCAACUAAUAAAAUCGCUCUCAUGGAAAAGCUUCAGAGAACCACUGCGGCUCCAAUAUCUGCUACCUUUUCAAGCGGAAAAGCAUCUGGACCAACCAGCAACAUUAUCCUCAGCAACAUGUUUACUGCGAAUGAUCCUGGCGCUGAUGAACCAAACUUUUUUGUCGAAAUUGAAGAGGAUGUGAAAGAAGAGUGUGAAAAGUACGGCAAAGUCGUUGCUGUCUAUUUGAAUAAGAAAACAAUUGAUGGCAAGGUUUGGGUUAAAUUUCAAAAUUCUACAGAUGCCAGCACUGCCUACAAGGGUUUGAACGGAAGGUAUUUUGCUGGGAAUACAAUCAAGGUGGAAUAUGUAACUGACGACUUUUGGAGACAACAUAUCCACUGA
This is a messenger RNA of Theileria equi strain WA, 1536 nucleotides long. Its product is annotated as RNA recognition motif domain containing protein. The coding region runs from base 1 to 1536 and encodes 511 amino acids. Gene Ontology annotation, cellular component: nucleus. The record is from RefSeq and is a predicted model, not a curated record. Gene Ontology annotation, biological process: mRNA processing. NCBI's taxonomy places the organism in Eukaryota, Apicomplexa, Aconoidasida, Piroplasmida, Theileriidae. Gene Ontology annotation, molecular function: RNA binding. The transcript is spliced from 2 exons.